ACCUCUAUUAUAUGAAUAUUUGAAAUAUAAAUUUGCGGUGAAUUUAACAACCACAUUAACAAUAUUUUGUUAUUUUUUAUCGAAACUGAAAUAUUUACAUAGAUGUAAUGCUGAUGUGUUAUACCCGUUAGAAUCCAACGAGGAUUCGAGGAGGAAGGUGUGUUCGGGAGCGUUGGAACAGUAUUGAAUUGUGCAUUUAGAUGGUCACACCGAUGACUUUGUACUGAAACUUAUUAUGAUGGCGAUUUAUAGGAAUCUUAUCAAAUCGUUAUUAAUUAAUAAGUAAUUCAUUCAUUCGUUUUAUGAUUGUUCAUUUCUCGGGGCACCUCGUACUAGCCUCGCCCCACGUGUUACUGACAUGGACAUUCCUAACUCGCACAUUCGAACAGAUAACUUAAGUAGCAGAGAACUGGUUCCUCAUACAGAAAUGCAGAACCCUAGAAUAAAAAACACUAAAACAACUGUUAUAGCAGAAACAACAAAUUCGCAGCAACAAAACGAUGCAGCACAAAUUACGAAUCAUGACAUUCCGGAUGAAUCACCACAAAGCCUUUCACAAAGUCAGAGUGUGGCAGAUUUAGAUACAGAGAUAUCUACGCAUACCUGUAUAUGUAAAGAUGGAUGUUCUACACGGCAAUGUGAUUGUGUAAAUAGAGAAAUUCGAUGUGGACAACGGUGCGAAUGUCGAGAUUAUGGAUGUCAGAAUCAGGAGGAAACAGCAAUUUCGGAGGAACAAAGCAAUGCGGCACAAGUUACGGAUGAAUCACCGCAAAGCCUUUCACAAAAUCGGAGUGUGGCAGAUUUAGAUACAGAGAUACCUACGCAUAAAUGUGGAUGUAAAAAGGGAUGUUCUACAAAGGUAUGCAAAUGUGUAAAGAGAGAAAUUCGAUGUGGACAACGGUGCGAAUGUCGAGAUUAUGGAUGUCAGAAUCAGGACUAAACAGCAAUUUCGGAGGAAUAAAGCAAUGCGGCACAAGUUACAGAUGAAUCACCGCAAAGCCUUUCAUAAAAUCAGAGUGUGGCAGAUUUAGAUACAGAGAUACCUACGCAUACCUGUAGAUGUAAAGAUGGAUGUUCUACACAGCGAUGUGAUUGUGUAAAUAGAGGAAUUCGAUGUGGAGGACAGUGCGCAUGUACUUAUUACGGUUGUGCCAAUUAGGUAAAUAGUAUUCGUUUCCCACGUUGGGGAUUAAUUUCUGUCGCUAUUGCAAUUAAAUCUGUGUAUGUUCAAAGGAGGAUGAUCGAAAAAUGCCAAAUUGGUAUCACUUUAAGUACUUAAAAUUGUAAUUGGGCAUCAUUCUAUCAGUCCUAAGAUAUGAAAAAUACUAUUACCUAUGGCAGAUGUGGCAGAUAAAGUUGUGGUAAAUGAUAUUGAGAUGAAAUUGCCUGGAGAUAAUAAAUAUUGACUUCCCUGUUCCUCCUCCUUACGAAAUAACGUUUCAAGUUUUGUAAUUCGUGGACUCGUUUCAAAGUUGAGCUCAUUUGAAGUGGAAAAAUGCUAUUUCUCCUUUCGGAACACUGGCAUUCUUUUCAACUGAUUCUAAUCCUGGACAUACGGAUAUUCUCCCACUCUUUUGUAUAUUUCACUUCAUAACGAACUGUGUUAAUAAUGCUAUCAUAAUGAAUAGCAGUAAGAAGUUGUACUAAAGAACAAUACCUACACAAUAACAAUUCUGUGGCUGUUGUUUUCGUAUGACUUUGUGUUACAAGAGUGGCAAUAGAAAGUUAACUUAUAUAAGUUAAUAAUUAUAUUUAUUUAUACAUUAUAUUUAUAAUUACUUGUCAUUAAUAUUAUAAACAUGUUAAACCCA
This is a messenger RNA of Bombus pyrosoma, 1811 nucleotides long. Its product is annotated as protein tesmin/TSO1-like CXC 4. The record is from RefSeq and is a predicted model, not a curated record. Lineage: Eukaryota; Metazoa; Arthropoda; Insecta; Hymenoptera; Apidae. The transcript is spliced from 5 exons. The coding region runs from base 359 to 940 and encodes 193 amino acids.